AUGGCCGACUGCGUGACGCUCACGCUGCGAGGCGAGCGAAUCCCGCUGUGCAAUGCCGUGUCUUCUGUGUACAAUGAGGAUCGACAUGAGCUGCUGGUGGUCACACCUACCGCGCUCUACCUGUACAGCAACAUGCUGACUGCAGGAGGAGAUCUGCUGGCGACUCUUGUGGCGGAGGAGAACGCACACUACCAGUUCGCUCUACAUCUUCCCUGGCUGGAUGCCUACUCCGUCGUUGUGGCCACUUCGACGGGUCAAGUUGAGCACAGAAUCGUCUGCUCAGACCUCAGAGCGUCGCUGACGUCACACACGCUGGUGGAAAAGGACGGGGGACAAUUUUACACGGCGCUGGCGAAUCCACGCCGACGGGAGCUCGUAACUACAGACACAGACGGAGGGAUCAAAGUGUGGGCACUACGCGUAAUCGCUACGGCACAAAACACUGGCGGAUUUAAGGGCGUGUUGCGAGUGCAUACAGCUGCAAAAUCGCAGGUCAAGAAGACCCACUAUCGCCACCUUCGAAUGAGCUAUGACGGGCAGAAAGUUUUUGCUGCUACGAGUACUGUAGUUCACGUAUUCGACGCGGCGUCGUGCCAGCGUUUUCCUUGUUGUCUGCGCAAGGACCGACGCACCAUUUUCAGCUUGGAGAGCGGCAGCAACGACAACAGUAUCUAUCUCGUGUACAAAACCAAUUUGAGGUGA
This is a messenger RNA of Phytophthora infestans T30-4, 702 nucleotides long. RefSeq lists its product as uncharacterized. The transcript is spliced from 4 exons. Gene Ontology annotation, molecular function: protein binding. NCBI's taxonomy places the organism in Eukaryota, Oomycota, Peronosporomycetes, Peronosporales, Peronosporaceae. The record is from RefSeq and is a predicted model, not a curated record. Bases 1 to 702 code for a protein of 233 amino acids.